AUGGAUCCAGGGGGCUCGAGAACUAUUAUUUCCACUCAGAUCGUGCCCCACAAGCUUUCUGAGACACCCAUAGGUCCAGAGGGCUCUGGAGCAGGGCCUCCGACUCAGAUUGUGACCCAACAACCUCAGAUUUUCUCCAGCGCUGGGGCCAGUCCUUCUCUGCAGAGGCCACUGAAGAAAUUUUAUGCUGGGGAGCCGUUGGCACUGGGGGUGAGUGCAAACAAACAAACAAACAAACAAACAAACAGGAGCUGCAGUGUUUGAGUCCACCAUGUCUGCCCUGCACCAAUAACUGUCUCUUUUAGGAGCUUUCUUCCCCAAUCAGCUUGAUAGUGGUGCUUCUCAGACAGUAUCCAGGGCACCUUUGGGUUCCUCUGGAGUAAGAUCAGAAUGGUGAAUUAGCUUGCAGCACUGCUGAGAAUGUGUAAAACUGGAUUGUGGACCAUCCAGAUUUUGCUGGACCGGAACUUCCAUUAUUCUGGCCAUUGGCCAUGCUGAUGGGCUGAUGGGUGUUGGGGUCCAGCAAUGUCUGGAGGGCUGCAGGUUUCCCAGCCUUGACUUAAUGGAAGGGAAGCAUGUGCAUCCCAACAUGCGAUGAGGGCACUGCUAAGAGGUGGGCCUGCGCAUUCAUGAAAAGGAACAUUUUGACAUCAGCAGGGGGAAUAGACCUCUGGCUUAGGGAAUGGAGCCAAUUAUUCCCACUCCUUAUAAGUUUUAGGGUUCCAUAAAGGGGUGGAGUGAGAGUUGUGGGAACAGGGCUUGCAGAGUUAUCUGUCUGUGGGGCAAUAUCCAGACUGUCAAAUGCACAAUCCUUGAUCGGGUCUUCAAUGUGUGCAUUUUAUUUAUUUGGUUUUGUCCAUGGUGGCAUUGCCCAGAGUGCCUGGGGCAACCCAGUCUGAUGGGCAGGGUACAAGUAAUAAAUCAGGCAUAGGCAAACUCGGCCCUCCAGAUGUUUUGGGACUACAACUCCCAUCAUCCCUUGCUAACAGGACCAGUGGUCAGGGAUGAUGGGAACUGUAGUCUCAAAAUGUCUGGAAGGUUGAGUUUGCCUAUGCCUGUCAUAAGUCAUCAUCAUGAAACAUCCCAAAGUGAUGAAUAAUAAAAUCAUCAGAAAAACAGCAGCAACAACAACAACAUGUUUUAAAGCAAUUCCAAAUCCAAUACAGAUAAAGGGUGUGGUAAGAAUCUCAACUUAAAAGGUUUGUUGGGAAAUGACAUUAAAAAUUAAAAAAGGGAAAUGAAGGUCCUCAGAAGCUCCUGAAAAGGCACUAGGGAUGGUGCCUGACUGAUAUUUAAUAGGAGGAAGUUCCAAAGGGAAGUCCCGACACACUAAAGCUUUGAUCUGUACAUGAUUUGGAAGAUCUCCAGGUGUGACGGUACUUGCAGGAGCAGAAUGCAGAAUGCAGUGAUUGGUUUGGUAUAUAAUGGGCGGGGCAAUCUUUUAGGUCUCCUGAUACCUUGACCCUAGCCAAGCAGCUAAUAUGCCACUGGGACAAUGGGUGAGCAAUUGUUGUGUGAGCAAAGGCUGAGAUGAACACCCAAGUAUCCACUGUGAUAGGUAACAAAAUGCAUGAAACAGACCUCGGUUAAGGUGACCUCCCGCUAAUGCCCUGCUAAACCUGUUACAGGAUCUGAAUCUGUUUUCUUGCAGCAAAUCAGAUCAUUUUCAGAGGGGCAGUUGCAUUAAAACUAUUCCUGCAAAAACAAGAGUCUUGUGGCAUUUGUAAGACACAUUUAUUACAGCACAAGACUUCCGUGGAUUAAACCCUAUGCCAUAAUAAAAGUGUUGAGCCUUGAAGGUUCCACUAGUAAAAAAAUGUUUCCAUAUUUCAAAAGGGAAAAUGUCACCCACCUUCCCACUCACCUGCUGAAGUUUAUCAUCAUUUAGGGAACUUGUCAUGGGCAAAUUGUACUUAUUAUCGUCAAGGAUGAACAAGAUCAGGGUAACAUCAUGUUUAAUUCUCUCUUUGCAGAUCACUCAGAUACUCAUAGGCAUCAUGGGAAUGGCUUUUGGGCUUGUGAUGAAUAUGGCAUCUAAUGACUUCUUGCUUUAUGUGGUCAUAAUGACCCCGUAUUGGACAGGAAUCCCGGUAAUUCUUCAUAUUUGAACCUAAGAGAAGUUUGACAGGAUUCACCUUUGCUCUGUCAAACAAUUCCUGUGCUAGUGCUAUGUUUUGAAACCUGCUUUCUGCUCCGCGUUUGCUGAAUGGCUGCCCAAAGCAGGCAGGUCUAACUAAGGACAUAGGAAGAGUGUGCUGGAUCAGACCAAAAGCCUAUCCAGUUCAGUGUCCUGUUUGCCACUCUGGCCAACGAGAUGACUCUGGGAAGCCUGCAAGCAGGUCAUGGAGGCAAUAGCUAUUGGAUACUUGAGUCCCAAACCAUUAGGGCCCUAAGAACCAACACUUUGAACUGUGCUUGGUCAUUGAACUCAGCCACAUUAGUAAAGAAACAAUGCUUUGAAUACGCUAUAAACAUGCAACACCAGAUGGUGCCAGAGAGCAGGAAAUAUUUAUAUAUGAUUUUCCAUAGUCCUCCCCCAUUGUUAUAAUGAUCUAAUUCAUGGAUAGGCAAACUAAGGCUCAGGGGCUGGAUGUGGCCCAAUCACCUUCUAAAUCCGGCCCGCGGACGGUCCGGGAAUCAGCGUGUUUUCACAUGAGUAGAAUGUGUGCUUUUAUUUAAAAUGCAUCUCUGGGUUAUUUGUGGGGCAUAGGAAUUCGUUCAUCCCCCCCCCCAUAUGGUCUGGGCCCCCACUAGGUCUGAGGAACAGUGGGCUGGCCCCCUGGUGAAAAAGUUUGCAGACCCCUGUGAUUUCUGACUUAUUUAUAGCACCCCCCUCGCCCUGUGUGUAGAUCCACAGCUUGUUAAGAAGGGUGCAAUAUGUUCUGUUUGGCUAGUCCUGGUCAACCAUCCAGCAUCAGAACAACAUUCUCUUAGAACAGCUGAAGUUUCUGCCAGGCUUUCACAAGCAUUGCAGCAGUUACCAGAGAGCAUGGAAACAGUUGUUUUGUUGAACACAGACCCCUGAUCUGAAUGGAAAAAUCUCCUGAUUUAAGUGGAUCUGUUCAACAAAACAGUGAUUUUCAUUUGAAUAAAGUCAGAUGAUGCCCAAUCUAACAGUCCUCUGAUCAGAGGUGGAGCUAGCUGCUCAGGCACCCGGAGCAGCGCACAUGUUGUGCACCCAGGGGCGGGGCGAGCAUCCUAGGGGCGGCGGCGUGGCGAUGUACCCCCCCCCCCGGGAUGACACCCAGGGCGGACCACACCCUCCACACCCCCUUCCUCUGCAAGUGCCUCUGAUUAUGAUCUAGUGGACAGAACCAGACUGUCAGUCCAUUUGAGAUUCGUUCAUUGCCCCGUAUUUCUCUCUGUCUCUCCAUCUGUCUCUUGCAGUACAUCAUUUCAGGAUCCCUGUCUGUGGCAGCUGCUAGCAACCCCAAGAAGCCGCUGGUGACUAACCUCUUAUGGGAUUGUGUGAUGUGAAGAGUCUGAUGAAAAAGAAAGAGAGAAUUUGUGACUUGUGUCGCUUGCCGUUUAAGGCCACUUCCUAGACUUGGGGUUCUGAGGCUGCCUUGUACAAUGCAGUACAUUGCUUAGAGGUUGCUGUCUUAAUGGGGCCUGGCAACUGGGGUGGGCCAAAGAGACAUGCUGGAGUGAUACAGGUCAAGGAUGGGGAAUCUGUGCCUCCACCCCCGAUGUUGCUGGACUUCAACUGCCAUCAGCCCAACAGCCACUCAUCAGGAGUGAUGUGUUGCGUUGAGUGACAACAUAUUAUCCUCCCCCACUGUGACAUACAUAACAUCCAGAGAUUGUUCCAGAUAAAGACUCGUGUUCAUGCAUAUGUAAAUAGGCUGGCUAUAUAAGAAAACCAGUUUAAUGGGUUCAGAUGCCAAAAGAUCUCCCCCUAGUUUUUAUAAGCCAGGAACCAGAGGGAUAUUCUUUGAAAUCCUCUUGGCACACACAGAGAAUGGGCCUGGGUUAAAUACCUUAAGGCUUGGGUUCCCAACCUUUCUGGGGCCUGGGGACACAUUUGAAAAUCCAAUAAAUUGUCAUGAACACCACAAAGUACCCAUUUCACAGAAACGCUGGUGAUGCUCAGAAUUCUGGCCCUAAACAACAACGACAACAAUUUCAUUAUUUAUACCCUGCCCAUCUGGCUGGGUUUACCCUGGGUGGCUUACAGCAUGUCUAAAAACACAAUAUUAACAUCAAGCAUUAAAAACCUCCUGAUACAGCGUUGCCUUCAGAUGUCUUCUAAAAGUUGUGUAAUCAUUUAUCUCCUUGGCAUCCGAAGGGAGGGCGUUCCACAGGGUGGGUGCAACUACUGAGAAGGCCCUAAACAACAGCCAAUGUACGUCUACCCUGCAAACAAAUAAAACAGUGAGUGCAGGGGGAAACAGGCAGCCCUGUUCCAUCCCCCAGUGAACAAUAGGCCAAAGAACCUAACUGUAAAAAAAGUACAAUUUGGAAAGGACAGGGGGCCCUGGCAGGCAUCUUGAGGGCACGGUGGGGACCUCAUCUUGAAGGCCAUUCUUAAAGGUGCUCACUCUCAUCAGGGUCUUUGGCCAGAGACACAAUGGUUUUUCUUCUCCAUCUGUAGGUGAAGAGCAUGCUGGGAUUGAAUGUGGUGAGUGCCAUAGCUGCUGGCCUUGGGAUUAUCAUCCUUUCUUCAUCUUUGGCUAUUUCAGGCCUGGGGUUUCAUGCCAGGUAUUGGUGCAGGAACCUUGAUACAAAACUGGCUCAUAGGUGUUACGAAACCAAAGUCAUCCCUGAGGUGAGGACACGUCCUGGCAAGAUGAUGAUGAUGAAAAUAUAAAACAAAACAAAACAAAAUAUUGAUACCGCACCAAUCUGUCUGGGUUUCCCCAGCCACUCUGGGCGGCUCCCAACAGAAUGUUAAAAAUGAGAUAAAACAUCAAAUACUAAAAACUUUAGAACUACUUGCAGGCCAUUUGCAAUCUGAAAGAAAGGUGCAAGGGGCCGAGGUGGAACAGCAAGCAUUCAAUUCAAUUUCUAGUACAAAAACUCACAGUAACAUGGCUGAGGAGCAAGUGGGGGAAUCAAUGGAAGCUGGUCCAUUAAGUGGAACAAAGCACUGGCCCACCAGCCUGACUUUGCCCUCAGCCAGACUCCACCUGCCUGCCUCCUUAUUUACGUAGAUAUAUGUGGUAAAGAAGAAUGAUUCCUUACGAUCAGGACAUAUCUUUCAUUCACAGAAUAUACUGUCUGGAAUGAUGGCUGUUCACCUGGUAUUCACCAUCCUCGAAUUCUGCAUCUCCAUCUCCACUGCUGCCUUUGGGUGCAAGACGGUGUGCUUGAAAACCCACACAGAAACGGUAAUAUUUGAAAGGGAGUGGAGUUUGGCAAUCCAAGCAAACGAGUGGGGAUUCUGGAGGUGGGAUUGCUUGCUCUCCUGUCUCGUAAGGGGUAGGGGUUGUUGUCCAAAUAGUAUUCCACAUCCGGGUUGCAAUUCUUCAUCUGGGAUGCUUAUAGAAUUUAUCCUUAGCUUCGCACUGCCAGCUUGCCACUGUGGAGAAGCUAGCAUUUAACCAGAAAUUACUUUCUUCUCAGAACUGUGGAACUUAAAUCCUCCCACCUGUACUCUGGGACGUGUGUCUAUUUGCACACAUUUUGGAAACAACAAGCGCUCAGUUAAAAUGAAGGCAUUUCAGAUUGCACUUCCCAGUUCCUCAUUGUAGGGGAAAUAAUAUUUGAGCCAAACCUCUGAGUGAAUGACUCCUCUGCAGGCAGCUUUCUAGGCUGUUGCCAUUCUGGGCAAUCAGUUGAUUGUUGGGCUUGAACAGCUCCACGUGCAGAGCUUUUCAAAUCUUCAUGAUCAGCUGAUCGUCCAAGCAGGCAAAAAUGGGUCACCUGACAUUUUGACAUCAUGCCAUUGACAGGUGGGUUACCUUGCUCACCUGUCAAACUUUGCCCAAUGGAGCGGGAGAGAUAAGGAUGCAGUUUGUCACCCCCUUUUUAUCUCAUAAAGCUGCCUAGAUAAGACUGAUGGUGUGUGAGUAAUGCUUAAAAAAAAUGUUGAGGUCAGAAAUGAGGUUCAACAACAUUUCUGGUGUUCAGAGGUGGGAUACCCUCCCUAGUCCCUUGCCUCUCCCCAUGAAUAGCAAAAAUUAUGGAAAACUGCACAAUAUUAUGCAAAACUUAAGAAAGUGUGCAACAUCGUCCUUCAGAAUUUAGACCUUUCAGGGGGCAAAGUGGCAGAGUCCAUAGUCUGGAUCAUAGCUGUCAACCUUCCCUUUUUUUGUGGGAAAUUUCCUUAUUCCAACACCGUUUCCCGCUGCUUCCCGCUGCUAUUCCGGAUUGUUAGAUAUCCCGUAGACUGUCCCCAGGACAGGUGAGGCUGCUGAUCCCUUAUUUUCAAAUCUGAAAGUUGACAGCUAUGGUCUGGAUACUAGCUCUGCGAUUUUCACAUGAUGUCAAAUAUGAUAUUCAGGGCUGCCUAGUGGCAGUGAGGUAUUGGAGGACAUAGCUAUUUGUCAUGCUUCAGGGAAUCAGCUUCCUCUCCACCUUGGCAGUAGAUAAGCAGAACAAAGGAAAAGGAGUCUUCUUACCAGUUAGAAACUUUAAUAAUCACAGCGAGAGAACAAAAAUCCCAUCUCCUAGAAAUGGCGGUACUCCCAAUUAAGAAUUCCACCCCCUUUCACCCCACGUCACUUCUACUUCUUGUAAUCUGAUCUUGUACCCUCUGUGCUUUGUGUGCUUUCUGCUCUGCCACUUUCUUAGCUCUUCUUGACCUUGGGCUGAGUGGAGGAAUGCUCUCCAGAGACAGUGAACCUGUUAACUCCCCCCCCCCGGUGUUUCUUCUCCUAGCUCUUCCCCAUCCAGUAUUUCCCAGCUUCUGCCUUCUGAACUAUGUCCCUCUCCAAACCACUGUUCCAAAUCUAUACUGUCUUCCUGCUCUUGGGAAGAUUCAGGAUCUGGAUCAGGAGCAGGGGGAUGCUUCCACCAUUCCUUCUCAGUGCAGCCCUCCUCAGCAGAGUCCCUGACACUAUUUGGGCUACGUAGCCUGCCCCUGCCCCUACUAAGCAGCCCUGUUAUCCUCAGAUAGUUUGUCAAACUCAGCCCCUUUAUUCACAAGUUGAGCAGCAGACCGACACCCUCCCAGGCUGAUUUUCUUCCUUUCUUCAGGUUGUGGUGGUUUACCAGAACACGAUUCUGGACAGUGCUAAUGCUGUCAAUCUCCCGACUUCUGGCAAGGAUGCAGAGAACACCUGA
Podarcis lilfordi (Lilford's wall lizard) is the source of this 7227-nucleotide messenger RNA. The record is from the annotation of a GenBank genome assembly. NCBI's taxonomy places the organism in Eukaryota, Metazoa, Chordata, Lepidosauria, Squamata, Lacertidae.